Neltuma alba is the source of this 1599-nucleotide messenger RNA. RefSeq names its product putative glycerol-3-phosphate transporter 4. Gene Ontology annotation, cellular component: membrane. The coding region runs from base 1 to 1599 and encodes 532 amino acids. Gene Ontology annotation, biological process: transmembrane transport; phosphate ion homeostasis. The record is from RefSeq and is a predicted model, not a curated record. NCBI's taxonomy places the organism in Eukaryota, Viridiplantae, Streptophyta, Magnoliopsida, Fabales, Fabaceae. Gene Ontology annotation, molecular function: transmembrane transporter activity. The transcript is spliced from 2 exons.
AUGCCCCCGCCUGGUUCUCUUGUAACUAGGACACCUCCGCCUGGGUUUUUAAUCAUCAGUGGCAGGAGAUGGAAAAUCAAAACGUAUAGAUACAUAGUUUUGUUGGUUACGUUCGUGGCAUACGUAUGUUUCCAUGCUUCCAGAAAACCUACUGGCAUUGUUAAGAGUGUACUGUAUCCGGAACCCAAUGGCCAUAUCAUCAAGCUCAAACCCUGGCCCAUGGGGGAGGUGUUCGUUAAGGAUCGGGGCAUUGUUGGUGGGAAGAAUAAGGGUUGGGCCCCUUUUAAUGAACCUGAUGGGACUUCGAAAUUAGGCGAAAUUGAUGUUGCGUUUCUCGCAUGUUAUUCAGUGGGAAUGUACGUAUCUGGGCAUUUGGGGGACACUCUAGACCUUCGUUUGUUCUUGACUAUGGGGAUGAUUGCAAGUGGAGUAUUCGUUGGGCUUUUUGGGAUGGGUUAUUUCUGGAAAAUUCAUGCUUUCUCGUAUUAUCUAAUUAUGCAAAUGAUUGCUGGAUUGUUUCAAGCAACGGGUUGGCCUUCUGUUGUUGCUGUGAUUGGUAAUUGGUUCGGCAAGAGGAAGAGAGGAUUGAUAAUGGGUGUUUGGAAUGCUCACACUUCAGUUGGUAAUAUAAGUGGCUCUCUUCUUGCAGUUAGCGUCUUGAAAUAUGGGUGGGGCUGGUCUUUCAUCGUACCAGGAGCUUUGAUCAUAUUUGGAGGAUUAUUUGUUUACUUGUUCUUAACUGCUUAUCCAGAGGAUGUGGGAUUUACUUCGAUUCAUGGCUCAGAUUCGGAUCUAUUAGCAGCAAUGCAUCCUGAUGAAGAAGCUCAGAUAACGAAAGGGGAAGUGACAACCGUCGCUUUCUCGCCGGGGUCACUACGUACCUUGAGCGGUGCUUCAGUACGUACGAAGAGUGUUGGGCUUCUUGAAGCAUGCUUUAUCCCAGGGGUUAUACCAUAUGCCUUGUGCCUUUUCUUCGCCAAGCUUGUUGCCUACACGUUUCUCUAUUGGCUACCAUUUUAUCUGAGUCAGACAGAAAUUGGUGGAGAGUAUGUCUCUGUUGAAUCUGCUGGCAAUCUCUCUACUUUGUUUGAUGUCGGGGGUAUAUUUGGAGGUGUUCUUGCUGGUUACAUAUCUGAUAAACUCAAUGCCCGUGCUACCACUGCGGCCAGUUUCAUGUAUGCUGCAAUUCCUGCUAUGCUUUUAUACCGAAUCUAUGGAAGUAUUUCUAUGAAUGUUAACAUUGCACUUAUGAUCGCCACUGGAUUGCUUGUGAACGGCCCUUAUGCGCUUAUCACUACUGCUGUUUCUGCGGACUUGGGAACACACAGUUCUCUUAGAGGAGAUUCUCGAGCUCUAGCUACAGUGACUGCCAUAAUAGAUGGCACUGGAUCAGUUGGUGCGGCUCUUGGUCCUCUUCUCACUGGGUUCCUUUCAACAAUGGGAUGGAAUGCUGUUUUUGCUAUGCUAGCGCUUGGGGCUUGUAUCGCUGGGCUUCUUUUAUCUCGUUUGGUCGUAGCUGAAAUUGCAGAAAGAAGUCGCAGGCCAGAACCUGUAUCCAUUGGGCAGCAAAAUCCUGGGGGUAAAUGUUCCCCCUAUUAA